This is a messenger RNA of Dryobates pubescens (Downy woodpecker), 3483 nucleotides long. It is a transcript of the gene THAP12, whose product is annotated as THAP domain containing 12. The transcript is spliced from 5 exons. The record is from RefSeq and is a predicted model, not a curated record. Gene Ontology annotation, molecular function: protein dimerization activity. NCBI's taxonomy places the organism in Eukaryota, Metazoa, Chordata, Aves, Piciformes, Picidae. The coding region runs from base 249 to 2549 and encodes 766 amino acids.
CGUACUUCCCGGCGAGCGGCCGGGCGCGGUGCACUGUGGGAAGGAGGCGGCUCUUGUCCCGGCGGAGGCUGGCGGUGAAUCCUCCCGGCCGCACACAGCAGUGUAGAGCCGCUUCCCCCCCACCACCCUACCCCCCCCUCCCUUCCCCCCGUCCUCCUCCUCCUCCACCCCACAUACACACACCCCCCCUCCUCCUUCUCCCUCCGGCCCGCGGAUUUAAAGGGGCAGCGGCGCCAAUCCGGGGGACCAUGCCGAACUUCUGUGCGGCUCCCAACUGCACCCGCAAGAGCACCCAGUCCGACUUGGCCUUCUUCCGUUUCCCCCGGGACCCGGUCAGAUGUCAAAGAUGGGUAGAGAACUGUCGAAGGGCAGACUUGGAAGAUAAGACUCCAGAUCAACUCAACAAGCAUUACAGACUGUGUGCUAAACACUUUGAGACUUCUAUGAUAUGUAGAAGUAGCCCUUACAGAACAGUUUUACGGGAUAAUGCUGUGCCAACUAUAUUUGACCUCACAAGUCACCUGAACAACCCCCACAGCAGACACAGGAAAAGGAUAAAGGAACUGAGUGAAGAUGAAAUAAGAACACUGAAGCAACAAAAGAUUGAUGAAGCUUUUGAACGUGAGCAGGCAACUCAAGGGCUGAAUGAAAGCAAUGAGCAAAACACUGUCCCGGAGGAAGGAGGGCAAGAACAAGAGGAAAAAGCUGUUCCCUUAACGCUGGAAGAGAGAGAAAACAAAGAUUACCUUAAAUCCUUGUUUGAAAUUUUGAUCCUAAUGGGUAAACAAAAUAUACCUUUGGAUGGCCAUAACGUGGAUGAGCUUCCAGAGGGUAUUUUCACUUCGGAUAACUUUCAGGCUCUGCUGGAAUACAGAAUAAAUGCUGGAGAUGAAGUUCUGAGGAAACGAUUUGAGAUGACUGCUGUCAAUCUUGAGUACUGUUCAAAAACUCAGCAGAAGCAGAUGCUUGAGAUCUGUGAAAGCUGCGUUAGGGAAGAGACACUGAGGGAAGUACGAGACUCGCACUUCUUUUCUCUUGUCACCGAUGAAGUAGUAGACAUAGCUGGAGAGGAACAUUUACCAGUGUUGGUUAGGUUUGUUGAUGAUUCUCAUAACUUAAGAGAAGAAUUCAUAGGCUUUUUACCUUAUGAGGCUGAUCCUGAAAUUUUAGCUGUUAAGUUCCACACAACUAUUACUGAAAAGUGGGGUCUAAACAUGGAGUACUGUCGAGGUCAAGCCUACAUUGUCUCCAGUGGGUUUGCUUCCAAAAUGAAAGUUGUGGCUACUAGACUGUUGGAGAAGUAUCCACAAGCUGUGUAUACACUGUGUUCCUCAUGUGCCUUAAACAUUUGGCUGGCAAAAUCCGUUCCCGUGGUUGGCGUUGCCAUUGCGCUGGGAACGAUCGAAGAAGUUUGCUGUCUGUUUCACCAGUCUCCACAGCUACUGGUGGAGCUGGACAACACCAUUUCUGUUCUUUUUCAGAACAGUGAGGAGAAGGGUAAUGAGCUGAAGCAGAUAUGCCGUUCUCAGUGGACAGGAAGGCACGAUACCUUCGAGGUUUUAGCGGACCUCCUGCAAGCACUGGUUCUGUGCUUGGAUGCUGUGAGCAGUGACACAUCCGUCAGGUGGAGCAACUUCAUCGUCGGCCGAGCCUUUGUGCUUUCCAGCGCGUUAACAGACUUUGAUUUCAUUGUCACCAUUGUCAUUCUGAAAAAUGUCCUGUCUUUCACGAGAGCGUUUGGGAAGAACCUCCAGGGGCAAACAUCCGACGUGUUCUUCGCAGCUAGCAGCUUGACGGCGGUGUUGCAUUCUCUGAAUGAAGUGAUGGAGAACAUUGAGGUUUACCACGAGUUUUGGUUUGAGGAGGCCACAAAUUUGGCUGCGAAACUGGAUGUACAAAUUAAACUGCCAGGAAAAUUCCGCAGGGCACAGCAAGGGAGCUUGGACUCUGAAUUAACGUCGGAAAACUACUACAAAGAAGUCCUCAGUGUCCCCACGUUGGAGCAUAUUAUUCAAGAAUUAAAAGAUAUAUUCUCAGAACAACAUUUGAAAGCUCUUAAGUGUUUAUCGUUGGUGCCCUCGGUCAUGGGGCAGCUGAAAUUCAGUACAUCUGAGGAACAUCAUGCUGACAUGUACAAAAAUGAUCUGCCUAAUCCAGAUACGCUUUCUGCUGAGCUUCAUUGUUGGAGAAUCAAAUGGAAGCACCGAGGGAAAGACAUUGAACUUCCAGCUACUAUUUAUGAAGUACUUCACUUGCCUGACAUCAAGUUUUUCCCUAACGUUUAUGCCUUGCUGAAGGUCUUGUGCAUACUCCCAGUGAUGAAGGUGGAGAAUGAAAAGUAUGAAAUGGGACGUAAGCGCUUAAAGGCUUACCUCAAAAACACCUUGACAGAGCAGAGGUCGAGCAACCUCGCUUUGCUGAACAUAAACUUUGACAUAAAACAUGACUUGGAUUUAAUGGUGGACACCUACAUUAAACUCUAUCCAGAUAAAGUGGAAUUUCAAGACUUUAUUCCCUCAAACAACUCAGAACUAACAGAAAAUGCUUAAUUUUUGUUUAAGCUCUACCCAAGCUGUCGGAACAGCUUUUUCUUAGCUAAGUUUCAGUACUGAGAAGAGGUGGGGGGGCGGGGAACAAAAAACCCUUGUGAAAUCUCAAAACUCACUGCAAUUGUGUUGCCAUUUUAGGUCUUGAACUGAAGAAGCGUCACUCAGUGACCCAAAUUCUGUUUGGUUAGUCUGCAUUAAACGUGUUACGCGAACAAAAUCAAGCCUGUAAAGAAGCCCACGCUCUUGGUGCUUCCUACAUAGGAUCAACUUAAUUAGGUGCUCGUUUACUUUAUUGCAUCUUGGAGAAAGCAAUAUUGUGUUUGUAAGUCUGAUGGGGCUGUUACAUACUUAGUCAUGAAUUAGGAUAAGGAAAAUAAACCUCAGAAUAUUUAAAAAAAGGGAGUACAAUCCAUUUCAGCUCUGUGUCACUUAGGAUUUUAACUCUCCUUGAAGACUUUAAAAGACAGAAGUCCUUUGGUGUAGAAUUUAAUUGGCCUUGUGGAGAGUGGACUCGGCUCUUGCGCGAUCCCUGUGCUCGGUGUAAAGUAAACGUCAGUGGUAUUGAGGUACGUCUGCGGUUUGGGUGGAAGAGUCAACCUCUUUAAUCUCUCGGUGGCUGUUUACAUUCCUUUGUGUGAGACACAAAACCUUUCUUCCUUUUCUUUCUUCCUUCAGGCUUUUUAACAGGCAUGGCAGGAGUACUGAAAUUCCUAAAAGACACUAAAAACUUUUAACAUCUAUUCCACAACCGUUGAAAUCUGUUGGUUUUUAAUCACGACUCUGACCCAACCCCACGCUUCAUCUUGUCUUAUUUGUUCAGCUCACCCAGGAAAGAAUAAAACAAACGUUUGUUCUUUGUCUAGAAGCGAGACUGAAAAUAUUGCUGUUAUUUUUGGCAAGGAAGAAACAUUUUUUUUGUACAGUUUAUUGCCAU